Coniophora puteana RWD-64-598 SS2 is the source of this 991-nucleotide messenger RNA. RefSeq lists its product as uncharacterized. Gene Ontology annotation, cellular component: nuclear speck. Bases 88 to 711 code for a protein of 207 amino acids. The record is from RefSeq and is a predicted model, not a curated record. The transcript has 5 exons. NCBI's taxonomy places the organism in Eukaryota, Fungi, Basidiomycota, Agaricomycetes, Boletales, Coniophoraceae. Gene Ontology annotation, biological process: mRNA splicing, via spliceosome. Gene Ontology annotation, molecular function: RNA binding.
CACAGACACUCCAACGCCCUCCACCUCCUCCUCCUACCACCCGCAGACGUCCCCCGACCUCAAGAGCACAACAAGAGCACUCUACAAAUGCCGCGCAUCCUCUUCGUCAGUGGCUUCCACCCCUCCACGCGCGCCCGCGACCUCGCAUACGAAUUCGAGCGAUUCGGCCCCCUGGUGCGCUGCGACGUCCCCGCCCCACGCAACCCGCAUGCGUCCUCUAACCCCUAUGCGUUUGUUGAAUUCAGAAGCACGCGCGACGCCGAAGACGCUUACUAUGACAUGCAUGGACGAUACUUUGAAGGCUCCCGACUGAGCAUCCAGUGGGCCAAGAACCCUCCCUCCUCUGUCUGGCGAUACGACCGGCGCUCCCCUCCGCACCGCUCCUCCCGGCGGGACGAUCGCGACCGGUCCCGCUCUCCCCGCCGGCACUCGGACCGCGACCGCGACCGCAAGCGGAGCCGAAGCCCGCGGCGGCGCAGUGCGAGCCCUGCUGAACGCGGUAGUGGCAAGGAGGAGCGGCGGAGGAGCCCUGCGCCCGCUGCGAAUGGCGACGACAGCAACGGCAACGGCAAUGGCAACAGCGACGAAAACGGCAACGGCAACGGCAAUGGCGCUGCGAGCGACAGUGAGAAGCCCAAGGCUGCUGCUGCUGCUGCUUCUGAUGAGCGCGAGAAGAGCCCGGUCCCGGCGGCCGCUGUUGUGGAGAACUAGGCGGGCUGCAUUUUUCGUCUAUAUCGAGACAAAACAAGACAAGGCAGACAGACGAGGUGUUGAGCGUAAGCCAGGCUUGUUCGAGCAAACCACUUGACGUGGCGAACGGCCUUUUUUCUCUUUUCUUCUCUUUUUCCCUUUUCCUUUUCCCUUCUCUUCAUUUUUUGUUCAUUCACGCUUCACCGUCCUGCUUUUUUCAUGAUCACGGCACCAUGACCGCUCUUCGACACGCAACAAGUAUACGUAAAUACAUGCUAAUGAGUCUUAUUCUCCCUUCGCC